UGUGGUCUGUGACGGGGGUGGCGGGCCGCUCCAGUGACCUGCCCUGCUACCUCAACCCCCGCACCCCAGGGGACAGACCCAAGCUCAUCCUCUGGUACAAGAGAGGCGGCCGGACGCCAGUCUUCAGCCACGACGGCCGGGUACCACAGAUGCGCUCCGACAUCAAACAAAAUGAAGGGACGCUGACGGUGAGUCGCGGGGCCGCCACCCUCACCCUCCACAACCUGACGGUGUCCCAGGCCGCCGUGUACGAGUGCAGGGUCGACUUCUUCAAGUCCCCGACCCACACCAACUUCGUCAAUCUCACCAUCAUUGAGCCAGCGAGCAGCCUGGAGGUGGUGGACAGUGAAGGUGACAACCCUGUCAACGGGAUCCUCGGUCCGUACAGAGAAGGUGUCUCCAUCACCUUCACCUGCACGGCUAGGGGAGGGUCCCCGUCGCCAAACGUCACCUGGUGGAGGAGCAGCGAGCAGUUGAGUGCCACAUGGCACCAGACGGGACCUGACCUGGUGUCCAAUGACCUGAGAGUGGAGCGGCUGACCCGAGAUUGGCACAACCAAACUGUGACCUGCCUGGCCGCCAACACCCACCUAGCCGGCCCGGUCACCAUCUCUAUCCUGAUCCAGAUGUUCUUGUUGCCAACAAGCGUGGUAGUGAGCAACCCAGGCCCGGUAAGCGAGGGUCAACAGGUUCGGCUGGUGUGUACCUCAACCGGUUCGCGACCUUCCGCGACUCUCUCUUGGACGGUGAGAGGGGUCACCAGACCAGCCCAGAAGGAGAACUUGAUGUACGGGGAGGUGACCAGCUCCACCCUAGUGACCAACCUCACGCGAGGUGACCACAACACCAAGGUCACCUGCAGGGCUGCCAACCCUGCCGUGCCAGACUCCCCCCUCGCCAACUCCACCUCCCUCAUCGUCCACUACCCGCCGACGGUGUCUGCGUCGUUAGGAAGAUCGCUUCGCCCGGAGCUCCUGAAGGAGGGCGAUGAUGUAUACUUCACCUGUACCGUCGAGGCCAAUCCCCCAGCAUCCACCAUUACUUGGUACCAUGAG
Molecule: messenger RNA, 1055 nt
Organism: Procambarus clarkii (red swamp crayfish)
Lineage: Eukaryota; Metazoa; Arthropoda; Malacostraca; Decapoda; Cambaridae
Source: RefSeq, a predicted model, not a curated record